AUGGCGAGCGGCGAGACGCUGGACGAGUUCGCUGGCAAGCUCGGGGCCAUGGCGGCGCGCUUUGCAGGGCUCGGAUCGACGCUGGAGGACGCAGCCAUGGUGAAGAAGCUGCUGGACUGUGUCCCCGAUCGCCUGUACGCGGCGGUCGCCGAGAUGGAGCAGUUCUGCAACCUGGAGACGCUUCUGUUUGACGACGCACGGGGACGCCUCAAGGCUUUUGACGAGCGACUGCGACGGCGCGGACAGGCGGACGGCAGGCGUGCUGACGGGCAACUCAUGUACACGGCGGAGCAGUGGAGGGCUCGGGAGCGGUGUCAGGGCGGUGCACGCGGGGACGACGACGACGACGCACGGAGUGAGGCGUCGAGCAUCGGCGGCAACCGGCGCGGGCGCUGCUACAAGUGCGGCGUGCGCGGCCACUUCAAGCGGGAGUGCCCGCAGCUCAGGAAGGCGCCGGCGGCGGAGCGAGCUCUGCUCGUGGACGACGUGGAGGACGCCGGGUUGCUCUGAGCCGCGGCUUAGGGCGCGAAUGUUAGGGCACAUAAGCCGCGGCGGCGAGUUCAUCGCGUCGGGCGCGUGUAUGGGCGCGCGCCGGGCGACUUGGACGCGUCAGGACCGUGGCGAGUAGUGCGUGCGUGCGUGUAGGUGCAGCACAGGCGUGUCCGUGCGGACGUGCGCAGUG
Messenger RNA from Aegilops tauschii subsp. strangulata, 682 nucleotides. RefSeq lists its product as uncharacterized. The record is from RefSeq and is a predicted model, not a curated record. Lineage: Eukaryota; Viridiplantae; Streptophyta; Magnoliopsida; Poales; Poaceae. Gene Ontology annotation, molecular function: zinc ion binding; nucleic acid binding.